AGACCACCACUGCUCAGACCAGUCUCAGACACAUCGUCUCUUCAUUCAUCUCUCAACUAUUCUCCUCAACCAUGGACAUCACUCCAGGGGUCUCAGACCUGAGCGUGGAGACGCUCUCCUACGACGACACUACGCCAUAUGACCAGCUCCCUCCUCCACCGCCCAUUGAACCUGGUCGCGCUCAGCUCGCCGACCGCAUCGGCAACACAAAGGUAUAUCUGCUCUCUGAAACUACGGGGACGCGGCUAGGAAAGCGAAGACACGAGGAUGCUGAGGAGGGAGGAGACCCGGAGGGAGACAUAGAGAUGGAAGAAGAAUCGCAGUACAGAGACAAUGCCAUUCUGCUGAGAGGCACGCCGAUCUCGCAUCUGCCGACACAAAGCAUAUUCGCCUACUCCACCCACUUCGACUCGCGCCCAAUGGCACUUGAAUGGAUUGACGACACGACGUGCAUCCUCGUCUUCCCUUCGAAAGCCGCAGCGCGGUCCGCCCAUCGUCUAUUGACGAAGUCCAUCGCGGAAGAGCCGUCCCUCGAGGAUGGCUCUGUCACCGCAAAACCCAUCCCUAUCACGCUCUGGCCACCCGAAGACAGGAUCAACAAGAGUCUCGGGAAGAGCGAAGGGCUCAAGGGCGUUAUCCGCAUGCGAUGGGCCCUGCGGCAGGACGUGAAGAAGCGCGGGGCAAAAAGCGAGAGCGAGUUCUACAAGAAGUAUGGGGAGAAGGCCGGGAAGGUCGGCCGGGACGCUGAGGACGAGGACGGAGACGAGGGGCGGCAGCGGAAACGGCGGAGGGGCGGGGAAGUGGAGGAUCGGUUGGAGAAGGGGAGGCUGGACGAAGAGCUGGAUUCGUUCCUGUCCAAGGGGGAACGACCUGCGAGCCCUCCGUCGAGGAUGCGCUCCGACCACAUAAGGUCGAAUGGGAAGUCGCUCCUGGAGCGCACGUCCGCGGCGCCCACACGGUCGCUCGCGGACCGUCUCAUCGCCAAUCUCCCUCGACGUGCGCGUUCCCCGCGGCGUGAUAGACGUGGUGGGCAUGAGGAGAGGACGGAGAGGGAACGAGGAACACCACGGCCACGGAAGACGCAGCAAGAGCUUGAUGCGGAACUCGACGCAUUCUUAGACUCGAGAGGUUGAUCUACAGCCUACUUACACGCUAAAUUAUCCCAUUGUUCCUUAUUUUAUCCCCCCCCCCCCAGUUCAGUCUUCCCUGAUGUGACUCCAUUUUGUAUCAAGUUGUACGACGCACGACCAUCCUGACCUCUGUAUCGAAAGCUACCACGCACUAAAGUAUGUCGCCGAGCCUGUCAUACUACAUGGUGUUGACCUGCGGCA
Fomitopsis serialis is the source of this 1331-nucleotide messenger RNA. RefSeq lists its product as uncharacterized. The transcript has 3 exons. Gene Ontology annotation, molecular function: RNA 7-methylguanosine cap binding; mRNA binding. The record is from RefSeq and is a predicted model, not a curated record. Lineage: Eukaryota; Fungi; Basidiomycota; Agaricomycetes; Polyporales; Fomitopsidaceae. The coding region runs from base 72 to 1133 and encodes 353 amino acids.